GCCCCGCCCGCCGUGCUGCGGGUGCUGCGGGGCCACAGCCGCGGCGUCUCCGACUUCGCCUGGUCCCUCUCCAACGACGUGCUGGUCUCCACCUCGCUGGACGGCACCAUGCGCAUCUGGGCUGCCGGCGAGGGCAAGUGCAUCCGCCAGAUCCCCGACCCCGACGGCGCCGAGCUGCUCUGCUGCGUCUUCCAGCCCAUGAACAACAACCUCACCGUGGUGGGGAACGGGAAGCACAACCUGCACGUGGUGAACAUCUCGACGGGGAAGAAGGUGAAGGGCGGGUCGAGCAAGCUGACGGGCCGAGUGCUGGCGCUCUCCUUCGAUGCCCCCGGCCGCCUGCUCUGGGCCGGCGACGACCGCGGCAGUGUCUUCUCCUUCCUCUUCGACAUGGCCACGGGGAAGCUGACCAAGGCCAAGCGACUGGUGGUGCAGGAGGGCAGCUCCAUCACCAGCAUCUCGGCCCGCUCCUGGGUCAGCCGGGAGGCCCGCGACCCCUCGCUGCUCAUCAACGCCUGCCUCAACAAGCUGCUGCUAUACCGGGUGGUGGACAACGAGGGGACCCUGCAGCUGAAGAGGAGUUUCCAGAUCCAGCAGGGCUCCCACCCUGUGCGCAGCAUCUUCUGCCCCCUCAUGUCCUUCCGCCAGGGGGCCUGCGUGGUGACAGGCAGCGAGGACAUGUGCGUCUACUUCUUCGACGUGGAGCGCGCCAGCCGGGCCAUUGUGAACAAACUGCAGGGGCACAGUGCCGCCGUGCUGGGCGUCAGCUUCAACUGCGAUGAGAGCCUGCUGGCCUCCAGCGACGCCAAGGGCAUGGUCAUCGUCUGGCGCCGCGAGCAGAAAUAGGGCUCUCUGGCCCUGGCGGCUGAGGGGCCUGGGUGCCCUCUGACUCCAUGUAACCCUUUGUGGUCCUUGCCCCCCGUCAUGUCUUCUCCCUGGGGGUGGGGCCCCCCAUGCUUCACUCGCUUCCUCCCUCCUGUGAGCCAGGAUGCCUGGGUUCUCUUUCUGGCUUUGGCUGGUGGGGAGCCUCAGGCUGCUGGUGUGACUGGGGCAGGACCCAGAGCUGCUGGCCCCCCUGCUGACAAGGGGUUACAUUAUUUCCCCGGGGGGAAUGUUACAGGGACAGGUUGCCAUCAGUGGGCAGGUUGACCUACACCCCUGGUUGACGCUGCUGGCUCUGCCCAGAUCCCUGGGGUGGGGGGCUAUGCACAUGCCCCCCUACCCCAGCCGUAGCCACAGACAGAUGCAGCCUCUCGCAGUCAGUUCCCUGGGGCUGCCCUCACUCCCCUGGGGUAUGCUGCUGGCAUGUCCCUUUGGGUCAUGGCUCCCACAGAGCCUCCGGCCUAGACAGCAGGACACCUGGGUUCCAUGCCUGGGUCUAAGUCCCUCUGCCUCAGUUUCCCCAUCAGUAGUAGAGGGCAAACGAUACUAACAGGACGUGAGAGCCGCUGCUGGAAAGCGCUAGCAGAGGCUAAGCAUUAUUAGGGGCUCCUUCCUCUGCCUUGGUGACUGGUGCCUUCUGCUGUCCCGUUCUCCCCCCUCUCCCCCCCCGACUCGAUACCCCACAGGUCCCAGCCUCCAGAAGGCCAGGUUCUCGGAGGGGUGGAUUUAGGCAGCUGAGGUUCCUGCCCUGACCUGUGCCAGCGGUGCUGGAGAAGGGUUCCCAUUCUGAUGCCAGCAUGGGAGGGAUGGCCAGGGCUGGGCAUAUCUGGGGGGCCCUGUCUCACCUUCCACACAGAUAACAUCUAGGGCCUGGACCAGUCCCCAAACUGAGAGUGUAAAAGGACAGUCUGCCCAGCACUGAGAGGCAACCACCUCUGGGGCGGGGCAGCUAGGGAACAGCUGUGUAUAACGCAUCAUGGGGCAGCUUGCCCAGCACUGACAAUGCAGCAACCUCUGGGAUGGGACACCUGGGGAACAGCCACACAACAAAACUGUCAGCCAGUUUAGGAUAGAAAGUGAAGCAAACUCUUCCAUCUGAGUUAGUUAAAUCCAUAUAAUCUUUUCUUUGCACUAAGAGGUUGGAAUUAAACAGACAGCCCCCCUCC
Molecule: messenger RNA, 2048 nt
Organism: Chelonoidis abingdonii (Abingdon island giant tortoise)
Lineage: Eukaryota; Metazoa; Chordata; Testudines; Testudinidae
Product: WD repeat-containing protein 13
Cellular component (GO): nucleus
Molecular function (GO): promoter-specific chromatin binding; protein binding
Source: RefSeq, a predicted model, not a curated record